Messenger RNA from Mesocricetus auratus (golden hamster), 1464 nucleotides. It is a transcript of the gene Ndufa10, whose product is annotated as NADH:ubiquinone oxidoreductase subunit A10. NCBI's taxonomy places the organism in Eukaryota, Metazoa, Chordata, Mammalia, Rodentia, Cricetidae. Gene Ontology annotation, cellular component: cytoplasm. The coding region runs from base 84 to 1151 and encodes 355 amino acids. The transcript is spliced from 10 exons. The record is from RefSeq and is a predicted model, not a curated record. Gene Ontology annotation, biological process: mitochondrial electron transport, NADH to ubiquinone.
UCAUGGCAGCGCGCCGCAGACAGACUAGGACCUCGUCGCGCUCGCGUCCCUCUGGUCCUUGAGCCAGCGGGGACGGCGGAGCUAUGGCCUUGAGGCUGCUGAGACUCGUCCCGGCGUCGGCUUCCGCGCGCGGCCUCGCGGCCGGAGUCCAGCGCGUGGGACAAAUUCAUACCAGUGUGCAAAAACAGAUGAAGUAUGGAGCUUUGGCCUUCAUUCUUGGUGAUAAGACAACCAAAAAACUGAAUGAGUACAGCCGAGUGAUAACAGUAGAUGGGAACAUAUGUUCUGGGAAAAACAAGCUCGCCAAGGAGAUCGCAGAGAAACUAGGCAUGAAGCACUUUCCUGAAGCAGGCAUACAGUACUCGAGCAGCACCACAGGCGAUGGGAGGCCCCUCGACACGGAAUUCAGUGGCAGCUGUAGCCUAGAGAAAUUUUACGAUGACCCCAAAAGUAACGAUGGCAACAGCUACCGCCUGCAGUCCUGGCUGUAUGCCAGCCGCCUCCUCCAGUACUCAGAUGCCCUGGAACAUCUGUUGAGCACAGGACAAGGUGUGGUCUUGGAGCGCUCCAUCUACAGUGACUUUGUCUUCCUGGAAGCAAUGUACAACCAGGGCUUCAUCCGAAAGGAGUGUGUGGACCACUACAAUGAAGUGAAACGGCUCACUCUCCCAGAGUACCUGCCACCCCAUCUGGUCAUAUAUAUCGAUGUGCCCGUGCCGGAAAUAAAGAGCCGGAUCCAGAAGAAAGGAGAUCCACAUGAGAUGAAGAUCACCUCUGCCUAUCUCCAGGACAUCGAGAAUGCCUACAAAAACACCUUCCUCCCAGAGAUGAGUGAGCAGUGUGAGGUUUUGGUGUACAGUACCUGGGAAUCUGAAGACUCAACCAAGGUGGUAGAGGACAUUGAAUACCUUAACUACAACAAAGGGCCUUGGCUUAAACAGGAUGACCGAACCUUUCACCACCUGCGGAUGCUGGUUCAGGAUAAGAUGGACGUGCUGAAUUUCACGACCGUUCCUAUCUACCUCCCAGAAGUCACAAUUGGACCUCACCAGGGUUCCCGGAUCUACAAUAGCUUCAAAGAGCUGCCAGGCCGCAAGUACAACCCUGGGUACAAUGCCGAUGUGGGUGACAAGUGGAUCUGGCUGAAGUGAGUAGUCCCCUCUGCCUAGCUGCGUCACAGCCAACUCUGAACUUUACAAGACAACAGGAAAAAGCAGCGAUCAAGAAAUUGUUCCAAAAAAUGGUCUGACAAAAACAGUCUGCCCUGCGUCUAAACAGUUGAUGAAAGAUUCAACUUCCAUUGAAAAGGUCCUGGAAGCUUCCAGUUUUAUUUUGGAAUCAUCUGGGGAAGAAACAAAACAAUGCUGGUCUGCUCUGGAAGAGCAGCUCCCACUGGAAGCCCCACGUCCCCAAGUCCUUCAGUCCCCUCAACGUCAAGAAAUAAAGCCGGCUCUAUAGCUCCUC